GGCUACUUCCGCUAACUUGACAGUCAUUUUCGAGACGCUGCGAGUUUAUAUGGUUUCGUACUUUUAGUUUAAAUGUUAAUAGCUUUUCUGAAAUACUGCUGGAGAUGCAGAGAGAAGAAUAUCAGCUUCGUUGGUUAGAAGUUUUGAAAAGGAGGUUACAAAAUUCCAAGAAAGAUGAGAGAUGCAAAGAGGGAAAAAAAGCUGAGGAAGCUGAAAUGUUCAGCAAAUAUUUCACAGAAUGGACAAGAAGCUGCAACAAAGACGAGUCAUUCAAGAAAAUUCCUCGUUUCUAUUUCAGGUUACCAGCAGAACAUGAAGUUCUACUGCAGAAGCUCAGAGAAGAAUCCAGAGCUGUGUUCCUGCAGAGAAAGAGCAGAGAGCUUCUGGACAAUGAGGAGCUGCAGAAUCUGUGGUUUCUGCUUGAUAAGCACCAGGUUCCUCCUCUGAGCGGAGACGAGGCGAUGAUCAGCUACGAAGCCUUCCUGCAGGUCAGCGAGAAGGCCGGACCAAAGUGCGAAAAAUUCUUCACAGCUCGAGUCUACGCCAAGCUGCUCCACAACGAUCCAUACGGCCGGAUCGCAAUCAUGCAAUUCUUUAAUUACGUCAUGAGGAAAGUGUGGCUCCACCAGACCCGGAUUGGGCUGAGUCUGUACGAUGUAGCAGGCCAAGGUUACCUCAGAGAAUCGGAUUUGGAGAACUACAUCCUGGAGCUCAUCCCAACUCUGCCUCAGCUGGAUGGCCUGGAGAAGUCUUUCUACUCCUUCUAUGUCUGCACUGCUGUUCGCAAGUUUUUCUUCUUCCUCGACCCCCUGAGAACGGGAAAGAUAAAAAUCCAGGAUAUUUUGGCUUGCAGUUUUCUGGAUGACUUGCUGGAGCUGAGAGAUGAGGAGCUGUCGAAGGAGAGUCAGGAAUCCAACUGGUUUUCAGCGCCUUCGGCUCUCCGAGUGUACGGUCAGUAUCUAAACCUGGACAAGGAUCACAAUGGAAUGUUAAGCAAAGAUGAACUUUCCCGCUAUGGCACGGCAACUCUGACCUCAGUGUUCCUGGACCGGGUGUUUCAGGAAUGUCUGACUUAUGAGGGAGAGAUGGACUAUAAGACGUAUCUGGACUUUGUGUUGGCGCUGGAAAACAGGAAGGAACCGGCAGCACUGCAGUAUAUUUUUAAACUGUUGGACAUUGAGAAUCGAGGACACUUGAAUGUCUUCUCAUUGAACUACUUCUUCAGGGCCAUUCAGGAACAGAUGAAGAUCCACGGUCAGGAACCCGUGUCCUUCCAGGAUGUCAAGGACGAGAUCUUUGACAUGGUGAAGCCUAAAGACUCCUGUAAGAUCACGCUGCAGGACCUAGUCAACAGUUGCCAGGGCGACACAGUCGCUAGCAUCCUCAUCGACCUCAAUGGCUUCUGGACCUACGAGAACAGAGAAGUUCUAUUCAGCACCGACAACGACAGCAUCAGUACCAUCAACCCCGUCGACCUCUGAUACCUGAAGGGGUCGCAACAUGUCAGAUUGUAAAGGUCAUAUCUGGCUGAAGGAUUAGACUGUAGAAGGUAGUCUGGUGCUGCUGUGGUUUUGUUUAAAAACUAAAUAAAUAAGUUCUUUGCAUUAAGAAAAAAAGUGAUCACUGAAAAUAAGUUUUCUGUAAACUGAUUUUCUUAUAUAAGUCACAUCUUAAAAAUGUUUAUUUUUUCAAAGUUUCACUCAGAAAUCAGUCAAAUCAAAGUUGUUUAUUUUUGAUUAAUCACAAUAUAAAAGUAUUAAAUGUUCUUAAUUACAUUCAUUCCACAGAAGCAUCUUAAAUCGUUAAAAAGAAGCACAAACAAUUUGCGCAAAUUGAGUUUCAAUUUUUUUUUUUUUGUAUUUCGCAAAAAUCAGUGUAAAAUACAAAAAUAAUCAUUAAAAAAAACCUCACAAAUACAUCAUGUUUUUUUGUACUGCAGACUCAUUAUGGAAACAUUUACCCGUUUGUGUUAACACAAUUAUUAAAUAUUAGGUACCUUUAGUCAUGUGCACAGACAUCUGUUUACUUCUUCACAAUACCUUUUUAAUUAAUUCACAUCAACUAAAGCAGCUCUUGUUAACGCUCCACCAGAAGGAUCGAAAUCCAAAGAAAGACCCCAUCCAAAUAAAUAAUCUUCUAACCCAAAUCCAACUCACAUCAACCAUCCACCAUGAAUCCACGACAUGUUAAUAUUGAAA
This is a messenger RNA of Thalassophryne amazonica, 2198 nucleotides long. It is a transcript of the gene ppp2r3c, whose product is annotated as protein phosphatase 2, regulatory subunit B'', gamma. Gene Ontology annotation, cellular component: centrosome; spindle. NCBI's taxonomy places the organism in Eukaryota, Metazoa, Chordata, Actinopteri, Batrachoidiformes, Batrachoididae. The record is from RefSeq and is a predicted model, not a curated record. Bases 105 to 1481 code for a protein of 458 amino acids. The transcript has 13 exons. Gene Ontology annotation, biological process: regulation of dephosphorylation; microtubule cytoskeleton organization; B cell homeostasis.